AACCCACAACACACAGAAACCAACAACUACCAAAAUACUAACCCUAGAAGUGGGCAAAGAAAAGGGAUCGAGAUUACACAAAUCCCUUCACUUCCUUUUUUUCAACCACAGAGACACCAAGUGCCUAGCGGCCAGCCGCAUUCUUUGAUCAACCGUUUUUCAUUCAGCUUCCCCUGGGCCUUGCAGGCACUCGAGCAAUCAUCCUCAACGCCAGCAAUUAUGCACAGUGACGACGACGAGAUCUCAUCACCUUUCAGUGAUGAAGGUAGCGAUGGCGGCUUCUCGCCAGGGCCUGUGGUAAGUCUUCCAUGGCCCGCGUUGGAAGUAUGCUAACAGUUUUUCCCCGUAGAAGAGGAAGCCUGCUGCAAAGAAAGCCGUAGCACCCAAAAAAACUACUGCACCGAAAAAGACUACUGCAGCAGCCAAACCCAAAGCGGCCUCAAAGAAGCGUGCUGUUCCUUCUGACGGUGAAGAUGACGACGGUAACCUAGCGGAUACACCACCGUCGGUAAAGAAGCAAAAGAAGGCUCCUGCUCCCAAGAGGGCGAAAACCUCGGCAAAGCCGCUCCAGUCUAAGCAAAACGAAUCGGAGUUAGAUGGGGAUGAUGAUGACUUUGGGGAAGGAUCAGGGUCUCCGAAGGAAAAGAAGAGCUUUGCAGAUUCAUACCAGAAGGUUCGAAUUAAUACCGAGGCUCCUCUUUGCUGAAGUGAACUGUUUGGUCUAAUCGCUCGCAUCACAGCUUACUCAAUUGGAGCAUAUCCUCAAACGCCCCGAUACUUACGUCGGAUCUAUAGAGCGAUCAGAGCGGCACAUGUGGGUUUUCGACUCCGGUGCGACUUCUAUGGUUUGGAAGCCUGUUACUAUGGUUCCUGGUCUGUAUAAAAUUUUCGACGAGAUUUUGGUCAAUGCGGCCGACAACAAAAUCCGUGACUCUAAGAUGGACGCUCUCAAGGUCACUGUUGACAAAGCGACCAAUACAAUUUCCGUUUAUAAUAAUGGGAGGGGUAUUCCGAUUGAGAUACACUCGGUAAGUCGCCCGCCGAUCGUUCCUAUAUUAGAUUAAGGGAUCUUUACUUACAACCGAAUAGAAGGAGAAAGUUUAUGUUCCGGAGUUGAUCUUUGGCCACCUUCUCACCUCUUCCAAUUAUGACGAUGACGAAAAGAAGGUUACCGGUGGUCGUAAUGGUUAUGGUGCAAAGCUCUGCAACAUCUUCAGUACUGAAUUCACGGUUGAGACUGGCGAUAAGAAUACUAAGCAAAAGUACAAGCAAACCUGGACGGACAACAUGGGCAAGAUGGGAAAGGCGAAAAUCACUGCAAACCCGAAGGGAGAGCAGUUUACGAAGAUUACGUUCAAACCCGAUCUUGCCAAGUUUCACAUGGAGGAGAUGGAUGAUGAUUUCGAGGCUCUUGUCAAGAGAAGGGUUUACGAUAUGGCUGGUAAGCUCGAGUUUCCUUGAGGAAUGGUGGAAUGUUUCAUGCUAAUGGCUGGGCUUAGCUUCUGUGAAAGACGUAAAGGUCUUCUUGAAUGGGGAGCGGAUAAAGUUGAACUUUAAGAAGUACUGUGAGAUGUAUAUCAAUGCACUGCACGAAGAAGCUGGCGGAGAAAAACCUGUGAUUACCUCGGAAGUCGUGAGUGAUCGCUGGGAAGUAGCCUUCGCUGCUAGCGGGGGCAAUUUCCAACAGGUAUCAUUUGUCAAUAGUAUCGCUACAACAUCCGGAGGAACCCAUGUGAAUUACAUUGCGGAUCAGCUUUGCACCCACCUCCAGGGAGCUCUAAAGAAGCAGAACAAAACUGGGGCCGCGGUCAAAAACGCUCAGAUGCGGAAUCAUUUCUUCAUAUUCGUCAACUGUCUGAUUGAGAAUCCAGCAUUCACCUCGCAAACCAAGGAACAACUGACUACUAGACCUACUGCGUUUGGUAGCAAAUGCGCUUUGAGCGACACGUUCAUUAAAAAUAUUUUGAAGAAUACUCCAGUUAUCUCGAACAUCAUCGACUUUGCCAAUAUGAAAGCUGAUAAGCAGUUGAAAAAAACGGAUGGAUCUAGACGGUCUAGGUGAGUCUUGGGUUAUUACUUGGUGGGUACAGUGCACUAACAGUUUCUAGAAUAAAUAAUCCAAAACUUAUCGAUGCCAACAGAGCUGGAACCAAGGACUCACAGGAAUGCGUGCUUAUUUUGACCGAAGGAGAUUCAGCCAGAUCGCUUGCUGUUGCUGGUAUAUCUGCAAUUGAUGGACGGGAUAGGUUUGGCGUUUUCCCCCUACGUGGAAAGCUUCUUAAUGUUCGGGAUGCCUCUCAUGAUCAAAUAAUGAAGAAUGCGGAAAUUCAAAACAUUAAACAGAUUCUGGGGCUGCAACACAAGAAGGUUUAUGAAUCAAGGAAAGAGUUGAGAUAUGGUCAUCUCAUGAUCAUGACGGAUCAGGAUUAUGACGGAAGUCAUAUCAAAGGAUUGCUUAUCAACUUCUUCGAGACUCAAUUCCCCAGUUUGCUCAAGUUACCCAACUUUCUGAUCGAAUUUAUCACACCUAUUGUGAAGGUGUUCAAAGGUGGUGUUAAAAAGCCAACCAAGGAGAUCAGUUUCUUUACCAUGCCGGAGUAUGAGUACUGGAAAGAGAACAACGCGGAGAAGGGAUGGGAACAUAAGUACUACAAAGUAAGUUUUCUCUUCCGGCACCUGGCGUAGCGGAUGUAUGCUGACAUCAUUAGGGUUUGGGCACCUCGGGCGAACGGGACGCAAAACUAUACUUUUCAGAUCUGGAGAGACAUGUCAAGGAGUUCCAUGUGAUGGAGGCGGAAGGCCAGCGACUAAUCGAACUCGCCUUUUCUAAGAAAAAGGCAGAUGAGCGGAAGGAAUGGCUUCGACUUUACAAGCCUGGAACUUACCUUGAUCACUCCAUUGAUAGGAUAUCAUAUCCGGAAUUCGUUAAUAAAGAGUUGAUUCUCUUCAGUAUGGCGGACAACAUCCGUUCCAUUCCCUCGGUUGUGGACGGCCUUAAACCUGGUCAACGCAAGAUUCUCUUUGCUUGUUUCAAGAGGAAGCUUACAAAACAACUCAAAGUUUCGGAACUGUCCGGAUUCGUUUCAGAGUGCACAGCCUAUCAGCAUGGUGAAAGCUCUCUCCAAGUAACGAUUACUGGUAUGGCGCAAACAUUUGUUGGAAGCAACAAUGUCAAUCUCUUGGAGCCCGAAGGGUCUUUCGGUACCCGCCUUGAUGGUGGAAAGGAUGCAGCCAGCCCUCGUUACAUUUAUACCCUAUUGUCACCCUUUGCCAGGAAGUUGUUCCCGGCUACCGACGAUCCCUUGUUGACGUAUAAUCUGGAUGACGACAAGAAAAUUGAACCUGCAUGGUACGCCCCUGUUGUUCCUUUGGUUUUGAUCAACGGAGCCGAUGGUAUUGGUACAGGUACGUUUGGGCACAUCUACAUCUGGCAUUAUUGGCGUUGCUUACAUGAUGAUAGGGUGGAGUACCACUAUACCGAAUUACAAUCCAGAAGAUGUGGUUGCCAAUAUUAGGCGUUUGAUGAACAAUGAGGAACUAGAAUCUAUGACUCCAUGGUAUCGUGAUUGGCACGGCAAGGUCGAACAGAUCACAGAGGACAAAUUCAGAUUCUCCGGGGUUAUCAAUCAGAUUGAUGGUGUUACUUGCGAGAUUCGGGAGUUGCCUAUCAAGAUGUGGACUCAAGAGUUCAAAGAGAAACUCGAAGAUAUCAUCAAGGGAGAGAAAUCAUUCAUCAAAGAUUAUGUUGAUUACAACUCUCCUCGACGGGUCCAUUUCAUUAUUACCAUGGAGUCUGAAAAGCAUAUGCAGGAAGCUUUGGCAGAGGGGCUUGUGAAUAGAUUCAAGCUUACGAAAACUAUAUCAACCAGCAAUCUUGUGGCUUUUGAUCCUGAGGGAAGAAUUAAUAAGUACGCUUCGGUCAAUGAUAUUCUGAGGGAAUUUUAUUAUAUUCGUUUGAAAUAUUACCAGGAGCGCAAGGUAUUUCAAACCAUAGUUCCCCUUGAUUGGUUCCAUUGCUAAUAUAUUCACAGGAUAACAUGCUUAAAGAAAUGGGCAAACAAUUGACGAAGUAUACUAACCAGGCUCGCUUCAUCCGAAUGAUCAUUAAGAAGGAACUGGCAAUCUCAGGGCGUAAGCGUUCUGAGAUUAUCGAGGACCUUGUGAAGAAGAAGUUUGAGAAAAUUUCCAAUAAGGCUGAAGCUCAGAAGGCUGGCGAGACUGAGGACACUGUUGAAGAAGAAGAUUCAAUUGUCGGGGAUGGUUACAACUAUCUAUUGGGGGUUCGUACGCCGUCAUUCUAUGGUAUAUUUAUGCAUGCUAACCGUUCCCUGAUUAGAUGGCUAUCUGGUCUCUGACACAUGAAAAGGUCCAGAAACUACUUCAGGAUGUCGCUGACAAAGAGCUCGAGGUCGAUGAACUUAUCAAGAAAUCUCCGAAAGACUUGUGGAAUACCGAGUUGGAUGCCUUUAUCGAAGAGUGGAGGGUACAAUUGGAGGAAGACAAAAAAGAGCAAGGCACCGUAGUCAAACGCAAGAAGGGUGGUAAGUACGGCGCAAAGAUGGUCAAAGGGAAGAAGAAAGCGGCUGGUAGUGACGAAUCGGAUUUCGAGGCUUCAAAACCAAAAAGAAAGCCGGCGGCGGCGAAGGUCAAAACAGAGGUCAAGAAGCAGACUAUACUGGGAUUCAAGUCAAUCGAUCAACCUCCGGAGAAAGCCCUUGACAGAGGGGCCGUCGCGAGGGCUGCCAAAAAAGAAGCGGUGGUGAUCGACGACCUGAGUGAUUCGGAUUUCGACAUGCUCGACCGGGAACCUAAACCGGCACCCUCUGCGAAGCCUCCUAUCAAAGUAACACAUGCCGAUGUGGAAUCAUCACCAGAACAAAAACCUCAACUGGGUCCCGUAGGAGACGGCGAAGACGAAUUCCUAUCACUGGAUGAGAAACCCUCCCUAAAACCGAAGACUAAGGCGGUGCUAGUCAAGAAACCUGCAAAGGGUGAAUCCGAAGCUGAAUCUGAGAUGGAGGUUCUUGCAAAGAAAGUCGCCCCGAAAGCUAAGGCUGCUACUAGGACCGCUCCGAAAGCUAAACCGGUUGCUGCGGAUGAUUCUAUCUUUGAUGUGGAUGUCUCAGACCCUCCGCCCCUGAGGACGGCUGUGACAAAACCAAAACGGGCAGCGGCAAGAAAGGCGUCAAUUCUGGAUAUUGCUGGAUCAGAUGACUCCGACGGGGAGAACGGUCUUGGGGAUGUCAGUGUCCUUGUUAAGGGUAUCGGGAGUCAGGGUAGUGACACCGGUAGGCCUUUGUUUAGAGAUUCUGCAAAGAAGGCAUCUGGCACUGCCUUGAAGGGUGCAGCCGCUAAGAAAGUGGCCCCUAAGGGAGUCUCGAAGAUCCCCCUCAACCUUGACAAGAACACUGGCAACGAGUCUGAAAGCUUGGACUCAGAUCAUGACGACAUCCCUAAACUUGUUAAGAAAGCCCCGAUAAAGAAGGCUGCACCACCAGCGAGGGCUGCACCGAAGAAGGCAGCAGAGCCCAAGAAGCCGGUCGCAAAAGCGGUGCCAAAGGCCAAGGCCAAGAAACCGAUUGCCUUGUCUGAGGACGAGGAUGAGGAUGAUAUGGAUGUGGACAAGAUGGCGGACGAACUUCUAGAUUCCGACGAUGAAGAUCUCUACGCUAAACCUUCGUCUAAGACUUCUAAAGCCUCGGCCAAACCUUCAGCUAAACCAGCUCCAAAAGCAGCCGAACCAGAGCCUCGCGGGAGGGCUGUAAGGGCUCGAAAGCCCACGAAUUACAAAAUCGAGCUUUCUUCUGAUGAAGAGGACGAUGAUGGUGACGAUGACGAUGAAGGAUCUGAGGAUUACGGAGGGGAUUCCGAUUAGUCUAACUUAUGGUGUUCUACGUUUCUUACUUAUUUUGCUUGGGAGGCCUAGGCGGGGUAACUGGUGCAUUUGUGAGAGUUUAGGGAAACAAAGUUUGGGGUGAAAAGCGAUACCUUUGAACAUUUUUAUGUAGCAUAGACUUUUGUAAAGGGAGUAAACGUCCCUUUCUUGCUCACAAAAUCGGGAGAAGGGGAUUUUCAUUUUUAUUUUCUGUUUUUCUACAAGGUUCAUUACAUGGUUACUCUCAUUCUUAUUGGGCGAUUCGUUGUGCAUUAAUUUUAUACAAUGGCGUUUCAUCUCGCUGUCUUUCAAUUG
This is a messenger RNA of Tuber aestivum (summer truffle), 6190 nucleotides long. NCBI's taxonomy places the organism in Eukaryota, Fungi, Ascomycota, Pezizomycetes, Pezizales, Tuberaceae. The record is from the annotation of a GenBank genome assembly.